Molecule: messenger RNA, 360 nt
Organism: Cooperia oncophora
Lineage: Eukaryota; Metazoa; Nematoda; Chromadorea; Rhabditida; Trichostrongylidae
Source: the annotation of a GenBank genome assembly
AUGGUUUUAUCCUGGGUUUACGAUGACGAGUUUGCCUCUACAGGAAUGAAAGGACCUUUCGGAGAAAACGCCCACCACGCUAAAGUCUUGCACUCCAUAUUCUUAUCCAUGGAAAGCGCCCUUUUUGGAAUGUUUGUGGUGGCGGUCUCAUGCGAUCAGUUAGGAGCGAUCUUUUCCGAAGAAACUGCAGUUGAAGCCGUUCAGCGUAGAACGAAGCAGACAUACAAGAGAAGUCGCCGUCGAGGAAGGUUUUCACUUCUCAAGGAAGUUUGUGGGGGAGGUGAGAAAUUUUCAAUUCUAGCGAGUUUAUGCCGGGAUCAUUUGACGGGGUGGAGUUUUCGUGUCUCCUGUAAGAUCUAG